ACAGACAGCGCCGAAGCACAGAAGCACUGAUGGCAGUCGGAUACACAAGAAUCGGAGACAAAUUCAACGUUGAACAUCGGGUCCGAUCUGAGCUGACGCAGCAUGGCGAAAGCGAAGGUCGCCAACAUGUCGAUGAAAUCCAAGUUCGCUGAGGCAGAUGCUGAGCCAAUGCUUCGCAAUUUGAGUGCCAUGAAGCUACAACGCUGGGGCAGAAUGCUCUUGGUGAAGAGGCGCAUUCAUCACCUGUAUGUUCUGGAGGACAAGGUCUUGUUGCGGCCCAAGCCUGCCCUACUGGCCUUGAAGCUUCUUCUUCCGGACUCGCGACCCAGUUCGAGCGCCUCCGCCGAUCCGCGUCGAGCCGCCGCCGAGCGGAGCGAAGGUCGCAUGGAAUCGAAGGCGUCCAGCGGAGCGUCGAGCGUCACGCUGUCGGCGCUCGCGGGGCACUUGGAGAAGAGUGGUUUCUACCCAGUGACCUCGCCGGAGAAAGAGCCCUUUGUGUCUUCCACCGUCAGGGCUGCUCAGGCCAUCUUCAGUCUAUUGCAUGUACCACGCGACGGCGCUUUGCAAGAGAAGCAUUUGGAUCGGGUGUAUCGGCAUCAUAGGAUACACUGGAGAAUCAGCAUGUCCAAAACGAGUCUUCGCUUGAUUCUCAUGCGGCACGGUGAGAGCUCUUGGAACGCCCAGAGUGUGUUCUCAGAUUCCCCAGGUUCUCCUGCCGCAUACAGAGCUCUUCGUCCUGAGGGAUGGACCCAGGUCACUCGCACGAGCUGGGCUUUGAGACUCUGCCAGGAUUGGCAGCCACACAUGCUGCUGAGUAGCAGCUUGGCAUGUUGUAGACAAACCUGCGAACGAGUUUGCUCCAUGUUGAACAACCCGGAAAGUGGCGUUCCUGGUGCUAUUGAGGAAGGUGCCAAAACCUUAAGGAUCGCAAGGUGCAAAGCCCUCGACUUUCCAGAUCGUGUGGGUGGCUUGGGCCUGUCAGCUUCCGAAGUGGGGGACGCAGUGCGAGAGGUGGUUCAGGAGGCUGAAGCUGAUUCCGGAGAAAAGUUGCCUCGUCCCAAAGAUGUCCAGCAUUGCAGCCCACCCAAAAUCCUCAUGUUUGUGACUGGCGGAGCAGCCGCAGAAAGCCUCAUGGGAUAUUUGACCAGUGGCAUGAAGCGGAAGCUUUUGGAUCAGCUUCUGAUUGGCCCUGGAGAUGCAAUGUUGCUUGAGUCUCCACCACUCCACCGGCUGGUUGGUGACGGAAAUGAGGAACGGGUGCGAGCUGACAGCGAGCUUUGGCAGGCAGCACUCUGCAGAAACCAAUGGCACGCACUUUACCACAUUCGUGGGGAUGGCAUCGGAGCCCGGCCUGGUGCUUUGCCUAUGACCGUCGAGGAAUCCAAUGCGGAUGUAGCUCGCAAGAUCCGCGAGAGGGUUUUGAGACCAAAGUUCUAUGACAGCUCCAAAUUGCCUGAGGUCGACCGAGCAAGAGAGGUCUUUUCGGAGACAAGGGAGGCUUUCAGAAGAUUUGCUGGAGAGCCCAUGAUCUUCAGCCACAAGGAGUUUUCAAAGCUUUGUUGGAGAGCUGGAAAAGAGGAGGUUCCCUUGGAAUCCGAUUUCUGCGCCAAAGUGAGGCCAUUAGUUUACGGAUUUAAGUUCUCCUCACCAGUGGCCAGCAAUGAAGAAGCACCUGGAUAGCUAGAAGACAUAGCUGACUCAGCCGGUUCUUGGUGUUUAGUCCGUCUUUUCACUGUUCACCUGUGCACGUGUGUUAUUUUCGCUCGUGGUUUCCAUGGGCAGCGACUCCAAAGGAGCCGUAGAAUUUGCAGGCGAUGCGUGCGCCAGUUUGAGGCGACUUGAAGCGGAAAA
Messenger RNA from Durusdinium trenchii, 1851 nucleotides. NCBI's taxonomy places the organism in Eukaryota, Dinophyceae, Suessiales, Symbiodiniaceae. The record is from the annotation of a GenBank genome assembly.